AUUGUUCGAAACAGAUGGAAUUCCGAGUUGUAAUUGAAACACAUCAAAUUUUAAUUUUUAUGCAGCUAAUGUUCGAAGAUGUCAAUUCAAAAAUUAGCUACUUAAUACUUAGAUAGCCAUGUUCCUGCAAGAAAGGAAAUCCACUUCCACAGUAUGAUGUGAAAGAUGUUGCACGAGGAAAGAGCUACUUCAAGAGCAGAGCGCUCGGAGGACGAGGAGGAGACGACUUCUACAUCAGAGACGGAGACAUGUGCAUCUUCCAUAGAUGGAGUAGCAUCUGACUCUGAGGAUGCUUGUAGUACGUCUUCUAGUGCAAAUAAUUAUAUGUUCGACACAGAACAAAGUAGUGGAAGAACGGCAGCUCCUACAAGAAAGGCGACAGUUUUGAUAGAACAAAGGAGGGCAUCGCUUCUGACAGAGGUGGAGGUGGAAGAAAACGAAGAGGAAGAGACAACUGCUCUGCACCUGACAGCAUCGUCAUCAUGCGAAGAUGAAGAAGACGAAGAAUUUGCUUUUCUGACGAAUAUUUUUCGGGUGUGCCUACUCCUUCCUUUUCUUCUGCUGUGUGCUGGUUGGGAUUUGGUGAUGCCGAGGUUGUACUACGAUUACAUAGUUUUUGGCCUUAUCGGCAAAUAUCAGCUUGCGGAGGCUGCAAUUGCCAGCUUGUCGUUCUUCGUCUGGAUCCAGCUCUUCUCCGUACUAGUUUGCUGGGCUAAUUCAGUCGCUUCAGUGAGGACAAGUUCAAGUGGGGAUACUAGUUGUAAGGAAUUAAUAUCAGAAGAAGAUUCAUCAGAGCUCGAUCGUCAAGGAAAAGAAGAACAAUUUAAGCUUCAACGUGAAGAUGAUCUUCAACAAAAGGAAAAUAAAGAAUCUUCAGAUGGCAAGACGUUGUUUCUCUAUAAUCACUCAUCGCAAGAACGGGAGACCACUGAUCCUUGCCAUUGUGGUGGAGGUCUUCAGGAGAAUAAGCAUCAAAAACGUACAUCAGAACAACUGAAGUACUAUCAAAAGGAAAAUACUACAUUGAUGUCACC
Amoebophrya sp. A25 is the source of this 1034-nucleotide messenger RNA. Lineage: Eukaryota; Dinophyceae; Syndiniales; Amoebophryaceae. The record is from the annotation of a GenBank genome assembly.